Messenger RNA from Lingula anatina, 840 nucleotides. RefSeq lists its product as uncharacterized. Gene Ontology annotation, molecular function: serine-type endopeptidase activity. NCBI's taxonomy places the organism in Eukaryota, Metazoa, Brachiopoda, Lingulata, Lingulida, Lingulidae. The record is from RefSeq and is a predicted model, not a curated record.
AUGUAUAAACCCAACUUUUACCAUUUUCUGGCCACCCCCUACAGGUGCAUUGCCGCCGACUUCAACCACCAGACGACAGUGUGUGCCUUUUACGUUGCCAACGCCAGCUGUGCCGACAUCUAUCAAAGUGACUGCUGCACACACUAUAGGAAAGUGCCUUGUUCGACAUCAGACGCAUGCAACGCAACAUAUAUCUCGUCCAGCGGCACGCUGACCUCCCCUGGACACCCAUCCAACUAUCCCAGCGACAUCUUUUGUACGUAUCGGGUACUUCCGGCGCCUGGCAUCUACUUGAUGUCCCUCAAGUUCACACAGUUUAGGACCUCCUGUAAUGACUACGUCACUCUCAACACACUGACCGGGUGGAGGCUUUUCCGUCUAUGUGGAGAUUACAGUUUCUACGACAUCCACGCACUUGGUUAUGAGGUGAUUUUCGAGACCGACUCAAUCCGCUCUUCAUCUGGAUUCUCGGCAUUAUUCAACUCUUUUAAUGCCGACUGUGACGAGGUAGUGCCGGAGGGGGCGCUUCAAGUCGCUUCUCCAAAUUAUCCAAGUAAUUACCCAGUUAGCGUGAACUGCCUGUCCGUCAUCAAGCCUCUGACUAACGGGUCCUCAAUCAGACUCCGGUUUUCAGCCUUUGAUAUUGAACUUGGCUCUGGCUGCAGAUACGAUAUGUUGAAGUGGUUUGACUACACUUACGACAAGUACAUUAUUGGUCUAUGCGGCUUAAGGAUUGGUCUGACAAUGCUGAGCAACACAGGCAUACGUUUACUGUUGAUUUCGGACAAUACGGUAACGAAGCGAGGAUUUCAUGCCACCAUUGAGGCCAACAACGGUUAG